UAAACACAACUUGCUGUCCCGUAGCAGACCAUAGUACGUGCCUUCCCGGUGAAUAUGGACUGAAGAAGCGUGGGUAGGAAAAUGGCGAAGAGCGUUUUUCGUUUGUUGUCGCUCUCGUUCUUGUGGAAUGGGGUGCUGGGUUGCGUCUACGAUGACGGUGGUCUCAGUCACAGGGACGGCUUUUGAAGCCAAUCCGGACGCGAAGCGGCUGUACGACGACCUGCUGAGCAACUACAACCGCCUCAUCCGGCCCGUCACCAACAACUCCGAGACGCUCACCGUCCACCUCGGGCUCAAGCUGUCGCAGCUCAUCGAAGUGAAUCUGAAGAAUCAAGUAAUGACAACAAAUGUCUGGGUGGAGCAGAAAUGGGUUGAUUACAAACUGCGGUGGAAUCCGGAAGAAUAUGGCGGAGUCGAGAUGCUGUAUGUGCCAUCCGAACACAUAUGGCUGCCCGAUAUCGUGCUCUAUAAUAACGCCGACGGCAACUACGAGGUGACCCUGAUGACGAAGGCGACACUGAGGUCGACGGGAGAGGUGUUCUGGAAGCCGCCCGCCAUCUACAAGUCCUCCUGCGAGAUCAAUGUCGAGUACUUCCCUUUCGACGAGCAGAGCUGCACGAUGAAGUUUGGUUCCUGGACGUACAAUGGAUUUCAGGUGGACUUGAAGCACAUGGACCAAGUAUCGGGCAGCAACCUGGUGAGCGUGGGCAUCGACCUGAGUGAGUUCUACCUGUCCGUCGAGUGGGACAUCCUGGCCGUGCCCGCCACGCGCAACGAGGAGUACUACCCCUGCUGUGUGGAGCCCUACUCUGAUAUCACGUUCAACAUCACGAUGCGCCGCAAGACGCUGUUCUACACGGUGAACCUGAUCAUCCCGUGCGUCGGCAUCACCUUCCUGACGGUGCUCGUCUUCUACCUGCCGUCCGACUCGGGCGAGAAGGUGACGCUGUGCAUCUCGAUCCUGCUGUCGCUGACCGUGUUCUUCCUGCUGCUGGCCGAGAUCAUCCCGCCCACGUCUCUGGCGGUGCCGCUGCUGGGGAAGUACCUGCUCUUCACCAUGAUACUCGUCACCCUCUCCAUCUCCGUCACCGUCUUCGUCCUCAACGUGCACUUCAGGUCGCCGUCGACGCACCGCAUGUCGCCGUGGGUGAAGCGCGUCUUCCUGCACUUCAUGCCGCGACUGCUGAUGAUGCGGCGGCCGCCCUACUCCUCGAGGGACUGCAUCGAUGACAACAACUUCAUCGACAACGGCUACACGAACGACAUGGACUUCAGCGAAUGCUCCGUGUGCAGGGACAGCAUCAGCGACCCCUACCCUCCAGAUGUGAAGGGCAGCCCGGGUUUCGAGAGCGUUGCCACUGCCUACAAGUCAGCCCUCAACAACCACGACGACUCCUGCCGCCAGAACCAGCCGCACUCCUCAGACUGCCUUUCAAGUAAUGCUGUGGGAGUUGCAACAGGACUUUCAGACUGCCAAGACGAUGGCUGUUUCUCUCGCAUUUGCCAGUCUGCAUCGGCUGCUACUGUGACGGAUUCGGACAACACGCUGCCUCGCAACCUCUCACCGGACAUCCUCUCCGCCCUGGAGGGUGUGCGGUUCAUCGCCCAGCACAUCAAAGACGCCGACAAGGACAAUGAGGUGAUCGAAGACUGGAAGUACGUGUCGAUGGUGCUGGACCGGUUCUUCCUGUGGAUCUUCACGCUGGCGUGCAUCGCGGGCACCUGCGGCAUAAUAUUCCAGGCGCCGUCGCUCUACGAUAAGAGGAUCCCCAUCGACCAGCAGAAGUCUGCCAUCUCCCUGAGGCCCAGCUACUACAACAUCCCGUUCGACCUCCUCCACCAGAAGCCGAUAUACUGAGACACGUGUCACAGCUACAGCACACUGACCUGAUUUUUAAAUUCUUGAGCUCUCGUAAAUGGAUGGCCUAAGAUUUGUUCUGUCUGGUAAAUGGAUUUGGUGAGCAGUUGGGUGACAUGAGCAGUAAAUUUAAGCUGAGCUAGGUUGUCAGCUGGGAGUGUAGUCUCCAAAGAGUGCCUGAGAGCUUUCCUUUGACUAACAGCGGUGACCAGAGAAUCUGUACUUUUUGUUUAGAUCUGCGUGAAGCCGAAAUGCAAUGGACCAUCCGAUGGUAAAGGAAACUUUUGAGGGAUAACUGAAUUACUGGGCGUCUUUUUUGUAUUGAAAAACAGUUAUAUUAAUGGUGCCUAUAAGAACGUACUUAAUGGGGAAACAUCUGAAUACCCCAUGUACCUAAGAGCAUUUCUUAGGAACCUGUUAGUCUGAUGCAGGAUAAAAUCUGUAUUGGAAACCUGCAAUGCAGUUUCUAAACCUGCCAGCUUACCGUUUCCAAUAAGCUACAUUGGCGACAAUCACUUAGUAUCCAUUGUUAUACAUUAAACAUUAUGACAACAUAGACAUAAUAAGGAAAGUGUAGUGAACGGAAGACAAUGCUUACUUUUCAUAUAAGAAAGUCACAGAUUAAUAAGCGAUAGUUAUAGCAUGUUGUUCAUUGUUUGCAUUAAAAUUACGCUGAUCGUAGUGAUAGCUGACACUGAACCAAUGUUUAAAAGCUUAGUACUAUAAAAAGCACAGCAUCGCAGAAAGUGAAUACUAAAUUCGAACUUGGCAGUAUAAACGAUCACAUAAAACUUAGUUCUGAACUAUUACUUUCACUACGAUGGAAAACACUUGUAAUAAACAUUCACAGCAAGAAGUCUCGGCCAAAGGACAAAAUUAGUUUACUUCGCUCAGUUUUGCGAUGGUUCACUCUUGAAAAGUGUCUUAUUGUUCAACGAGUUUUAGGUAACAAUGGGGAAGUGAAAAUUACAAAUAGGGUUCUAGUGGAGAGAUUUUUGUCUCCCAGAAACUGUUCAGACAACCCAAAAUUAUCGAAAUAAGCAGCCGAAUUUUGGGGGAGAAGGAGGCAGUCUUUAUAGAAGAACUUUCAUAGGAACGUGUCAGAUACAAUUCAUGCUUGCUUGUCUAGAAGAGAUAGACUAAUGCUCAAAUGAAAGGGUGCAGGACGGUUACUUGUUGCCGAUCACCGCAAGGAGAUCGACUCAUCUCGUAGGAAACAAGAAUAUACCACCUUGGGGGAAGUGUAACAGGAAUUUUAUCUGAUGAAUGAAACUUUCACUAUCUAGUAUGGUGUACACAGUUAGUGGUCCUUUCUUACAAACUGAAACUACAUAGCAUACGAGUGGUGGAGCUCUGAGCUUCACUGUCUGGAAUCAACGCUACACUAAACGAUCCGACGAAGUACACUCAGCAGUCCUGCUCAGCUUCACUGUACCAGUCACAAGAGACGAUUGGAAGAUUGGUUCCAUUUGUCUGGGAGAUAGCUCAUCGAUAUUUCAGGAAGACUGUUUCAGUACGACAAAACAUUACGUUCACUGUAUUCGAAUACCUUUAAUAAUCACUAUUAUUUCUGGGAAACAAACACCGAUUACUGAUAGUAACGUAUACCUAUCUGACUUAUCGUUUUCCAUACUGUACUUGUACUACCGACAAAUCUCAAUAUACUACAUAAUAAACGUUCAGGCACUGAGGCAAUGAACCGAAUUGGCAUGUACUUGCAAAUUCGCUCCAUACUCCAUUUCCUAAUGAAAAUCUCUGACACAGAACCCUUUUUAAAUGAGCAAAUAUAUUAGAUAACGCUUCAAAUAUCUUGUAAAGCUCGGUAGUAUUUAAAUAAAAUGUCGCUGCUAGAAUUAAUCACACAACAUUUGGAUUUUUCGUCGUUGAUGGCGGCUAUUAUAUUUGCGAAUUUAUAGAAAAGUAUUCUUUCCGGUCUAUCUUCGCAUGUAAAUGCAUCCAUUUAAAAUAUUAUGGUUAACUUUAAUCCAUUUAUAAUGAUUCGUUUGAUCUUAAGUUCUGUGAACCAGCAUAGCCGAUUUGUAAUGUUCGUUCUAAUUACGUAGUAAACCAGUUUCGCCAAUUUAAAUUGCAAGGGAUCCCAGAUGAGUACUAGAUGAUCUAAAAUGUGAAUGGAAUAUGAAAACCACCAUUUCAGGCCUAUGGCUCAUAUGUGAUGUAUACUUGUAGAAAAAAAUUAUUAAACGAAAAUGGUAUUACAUUUGUGAUGUUACAAUAAUUUAAAAGCAGAGAAUGAAACAGGCUGCAAUAUCAAAUGUUUAAAAAAUGAUAUUCCUGGAAAAGAAAAAAAGCUAGCGAGAUUAAUGAUGUGCAAACGGCCAGUAAAUGUGGUGCUAUCUAUAGGUAAGACUACGUGACUAAAAUAAUGUUUACAUUACUUGUAUGUUGAAAAUACUUGUUAUUUAAAAUUUUAAUCUCACGGAAGAAUUGUACAUAGGCAUCUCUUAUAAGAUAUUUUCUGUUAACCACUUAAGUUGUGGAUUAUUUUAAAAUCCGAGGUUGUAUUUCUUGUCAGUUCUAGUGCAAAUUAUCUAUAGCACACUACUGAGGAGGAAGGCAGAGUGGCUUUUCACAAAGACUUCACAUAUUUUGAUUUUCUGAAAUUAACGCUAAGUAACAUGUCUGUAUUGAAGUGCCACAAACAUUUUGAACAAUGGUGACAAUCUUCAGAACCAGUAUAAAAAAAUGUAAGAGGCGCUUUGCUGUGAGUACGAAAAAUCUUUGUUUUUAUGACGCAAAAUCCAUACAAUGAAACAUGUUCAUUUGCAGCGUAGAAUGACACUGGGUAAAGAAAGAUAAUAUUGCUUCUUCCAUCAAAUUAAUUCUGCCAAAUGCGUGACACAAUAUAAAACUUAGGACAAUCAAUAAUUAAUUAUAUUUCUUAAAAGUGAGUUGUCACUUCAGAUUGCUAAUAAUGAAAUGCUCUCAGAAAGCUUAUACAUACAACACAAGGGUCCCUAUUAAGUGCCCGUUUGUUAGGGACCAGAAAUUUUUAUUAUAAUUAAAAUUCAUUACUGUAGAAUGUUAGUACAGACUACUGAAGUAAUGUAGUUGCUAUAUGAAGAAAUGCAACUCAAAGAAGCAAUGUACAAAUGUGGAGUAUCUGUUCAUAGAAUAUUGUUAUUGUUAUAAGAAUGAUGUCCCCUGCGUCUACCAAUUUCUUUCAUUUAGAUUCGUAUUUGUAAGUUGUGCCUUCAGUUCCU
Molecule: messenger RNA, 5079 nt
Organism: Schistocerca serialis cubense
Lineage: Eukaryota; Metazoa; Arthropoda; Insecta; Orthoptera; Acrididae
Gene: nAChRbeta2
Product: acetylcholine receptor subunit beta-like 2
Exons: 13
Coding region: 128-1858 (576 amino acids)
Biological process (GO): signal transduction; regulation of membrane potential; monoatomic ion transmembrane transport
Cellular component (GO): synapse; postsynaptic membrane; neuron projection
Molecular function (GO): acetylcholine-gated monoatomic cation-selective channel activity; transmembrane signaling receptor activity
Source: RefSeq, a predicted model, not a curated record